This is a messenger RNA of Theileria annulata, 2283 nucleotides long. RefSeq names its product Tpr-related protein family member, putative. The record is from RefSeq and is a predicted model, not a curated record. Lineage: Eukaryota; Apicomplexa; Aconoidasida; Piroplasmida; Theileriidae. The coding region runs from base 1 to 2283 and encodes 760 amino acids. The transcript has a single exon.
AUGGGUUUUGGUGACGAACCAGUUAAGUGUGCAGCAUAUACUUUUGCUGGACUGUCUAUGAUGCUUAACAUUAGGCUUGCAUACAGUUCUGCUCCAUAUGCGCUCAUUAGAUUUAAACUGCCUGAGAAUUUAUUUGGUGUAUUCGUCAGGACAAUUGCUGGUGCUCUGGAACUCUGGUGUCUUCCUAGUAUGACACUUGGUAAUAUAAUGGAUUUUGUUAGAAAACAAAUGAAAUUCGGCAGUUCAGAGAAGAAUACCAUGGAUUCUAUUGUUUGUUACUCAUCAAUUGUUUGUAUGUGGUCUGACUUCAUAACCUAUGUCAUAUUGUUGUUUGUAUAUUUGAGUGGUGGUGAUCAAGGUCGUUUAACGGCUUAUUAUUGGGUCAUUUCAGUCUCUGGAUUCAUUUUCGGCAUUAACAUGGUACUGCUAUAUGCUAUGGAGUUUCAGUAUUUCCCAUACUAUCUUGCUGGUGAAAACUCAUUUCCAGCUGUGACCUCAAUUAUACACUAUCUGGCAACACUCAUGUUUGGUAAUAGAAGGAAAUAUGAUUCGGAUUUCCUAAUAGUCCACAUUGACAUUUGGGUAGCAAUCCUAAUCUCAUUCACUACAGCUUUACUGUGGACCUAUGCCUAUUACAGAGAUAAGGAAGCUAUGGAUAAAUUUCCAUCAGAUCCAAAUCAGAGAAUUUGCCAAAUACUCAAAGUCGAACCUAAUUCUGCUCCAGCUACUGAGCUGACAUACUCUAUAGGACAAAACUUUGAUGAUAGCCAUGCAGGUGGUUGUGGCCGUAAGAAGUCUUAUGGUUACUGGUUACACUUAGUACCUCCAAGUCUUAUGGUCCUCGUUGGUAUGGGUCUAAUAUAUACUAUCUAUCCGGCUAUUGCACCAGGUAUGACUGUGCCAUUCUAUCUCAUUGAUAAGGUAGAUAUUGUGAUACAAAUCCUAACUGCUGUUCCACCUGUAAUCAUCAAAAUACUACCACUCAUAGAUCCAACACUUAAUCCAUUUGUAAAUAUGGGUACCUGGGGACACUAUCACAAAAAACAGUGUAAAAAAGGUGAUGAAACUAAGCCACCUUAUCCAGAAUGCAAUUGUCCAGCAGGUGAUCCUACCAUAUACACUACAGCCAAACUCAAAGUCGAAGAAUCUGGUAAUAAUAUCACCAAAGCUAUCCUCCAGCUCAGUGGUAAUAGUGGUACUAGUGCUACUCUAGAGUAUACUCCAGAUACUCGAAUCACUCUUAGAGACAGCGGUAGUGUCACUGUCAAAUUCAAUCUUGAACAGACUAACAUCGCAAUAACUCCAAGUAGUGGCAGUACUGAUCUUAGGGCCACUGCCACACUCACUACCACCGCUUCCAAAUCCAUAAGUAAUCUCACUAAUCUCAAAGGUGAUACUGGCGAAGAUCUAACUCUCUCUGGACAACUCAGUAGCAAUGAACUGACUCUUACCAAAAAUGGCGAAGCUAUCACCACCGAUAAUAACAAUACUCUCAAAACAGGUGACACUAUCAAACUCGAAGGAACCCUCACUGGUACUACCAUCGAGGCUUCUGGUACUGUAAUAAUAACUAACUCUGAUGGAACUCCUACAGAUCAAAGUCUCACACUCAGCGGUGCUGCUGUUACUCUUAAAGGUGGUCUCACAGCAACCGGUAGCCUCAACAUCGGUGGAACUAGUACUACACUCAACGGCGAUGUUACUCUUGCAGCUGUCAAGUACUAUGAAAAGGAAUUCCACGAUAAACACAAAACUACUCACUGUUGUUACUAUGGUGGUAAGGUUUGGAAGUGGGAAUCUAAUCCACUGGUUUGGUGUUGGAAUGCUUUUGAUAUAUUUAUUCCACUUCAAAUCAUACUUGAAAUUAUAUUCCUAUAUUCACUUCAUCAUAGAGAUUCCAAACUAUCCCGUUCUAUUAUUAAUCAACCCAAAAUGUCUACAUUUCUAACCAUAGUAUAUUAUAUGUGUCAUGAAUUUAUGUUAGCAUUGGGAUUUUCUGGUAUUGGCAGUGAUGACCAAGUUCUAUUACCAAUGCAGCUAAUUGGUGCAUUCCUAAUGGUGUUGCCAGCAUUUUAUUCUAAAGGUUACGUUAUUGAGUAUAAACGACACGAUCCAAACCAUUGGCCAACCGAGGGCAUGACGUCCUGGAAUGCAUUUUGCUACUGGCUUAAGAUGUCAAGCAAAAAUACAAACAAACUGCUACUAGACGUGUUUACAACUGAUUUACAAGUUUUCUUUAGUUUUACACAUUUAUAUACCCCCUUACACAUUUAUAUUAAAUAG